AUGGAGGACAUACUGGAUGAGUAUGCCACUCAAGUUCUAGAGCGGGAAUUGAUGACAGAAGAAUCGACGAACAGAAUUGUUGAUUAUUUCUCUUCUUGGACUCCAAGUGCUCUGAUUUCCCAGGCUGAUAUGAAGUCCAAGAUAGAAGAGAUAACUAGCCGUUUAGAAGAUCUCUGUGAAGAUAAGAAUUAUCUUGGUCUGAAAGAGAUUGCUGGAGGCUCAUCUACUGUUGCAUGGCAAAGACCACCUAGUACAUCUGUGCCAACUGAACCAGCAGUUAUCGGAAGAGAUACAGAUAAAGCCAAGAUACUUGAAAUGGUGUUAAGCAAUAAACAGAGUGGUGGCAGCUUUCAUGUACUACCCAUUGUUGGCCUAGGAGGAGUUGGCAAAACAACACUUGCUCGGGAGGUGUACAACGACAAGGCAGUGGCGGAUUUCAAUCCAAGAGCAUGGGCAUGUGUUUCGGAUGACUUUGAUGUUAUGCGAAUUUCCAAGGCAAUUCUUGAUUCAAUCACUUCAUCAUCUUGUAGUCUACAGGACUUAAAUGAAGUCCAGGUUCAGCUGAAAAACAAAGUAACUGGAAAAAAAUUCCUCCUUGUAUUAGAUGAUGUUUGGAGCAGAGAUUAUGGCUUGUGGGAAACUGUUAAGUCUCCCUUCAUGGCUGGGGCACCAGGAAGUAGGAUAAUUGUGACCACACGCAACGUCGAUGUAGCUUUAACAAUGGGACAAAGUGAAUAUUUUAAGUUGGAACUUCUUUCAAAUGAUGAUUGUUGGGGCAUAUUCGAGAAACAUGUAUCUGGGAGCACAGUUGCUGUUUCAGGCCAGAAUUUGAAUUCAAUUCGUGAUAAAGUUGUUGAGAAGUGCAGAGGGUUGCCGUUAGCAGCCAGGACUCUUGGGGGUCUUUUACGAUCUAAGCAAAGAUAUGAUGAGUGGGAAGAUAUAUUGAACAGUAAAUUAUGGGAUUUACCUGAAGAAAAUGGCAUUCUAUCUGUUUUGAGACUAAGCUAUCAUCAUCUUCCUUUGCAUUUAAAAAGAUGUUUUGUUUAUUGUGCUAUUUUUCCUAAGGAUUAUGAAUUUAUAGAUGAUGAACUUAUUCUAUUAUGGAUGGCAGAAGGUCUUAUUCAACCAUCUGAAAACAAGCAUCUGGAAGACUUAGGUCAUGAGUAUUUUCGUGAUUUACUUUCGAGGUCAAUAUUUCAACGAUCAAGUAUCAAUAGUUCAAAAUAUAUAAUGCAUGACCUUAUCAAUGAUUUGGCUCAAUGGAUAUCUGGAGAAACAAGUUUUAGAUUGGAGGAUGAAUGCAGUCUCAUGUCAAUAAAAAGAUUUGAUAGAAUUCGACACUCUUCUUACACAUUUAGAGAUUAUGAAGUAAAAAAGAAUUUUGAAGUUUUCCAUAAAGUUGAGUCCCUGAGGACGUUACUGAGAAUAGUCUUGCCACUGGGGUACGGAGGAAAAACUUACGUUCCUAUGACAGUUUUUUUGAAUUUAUUGCCAAAGCUCAAAAAACUGAGAGCACUAUCUUUAACAUACUACCAUAUGAUGGAACUACCCAACUCAAUUGGAGAUCUAAGACAUCUAAGGUAUAUUAACCUUUCUGAAACCGAGAUUAAAUGUUUACCUGAGUCAACAUGUUCACUGCUCAAUUUACAAAGUUUGUUGUUGAGAAAUUGUCGUUGUCUUGAGAGGUUGCCUUCACAUGUGGGAAAUUUGAUCAAUCUACGCCAUUUUGAUAUUAGAGGGUCAAUAUUAAUAAGGGAGAUGCCAUUGGGAGUGAAAAAGUUAAAAUGUUUGAAGACACUGUCAAAUUUUAUUGUUGGUAAAGGAGGUAUUGGAUCUAGCUUGAAGGAUUUGAAAAGCCUAAAGUUUCUUUGCGGAGAGCUCUGCAUUUCACGUUUAGAGAAUGCAGUGGAUUGUCAAGACACAGCUGAGAUGAUGUUGUACGAGAAGAAGGACUUAGAAGUGUUGGUACUAGAAUGGAGUUCAUCUAAUCCCUCAGAAGAUGAAGCAGUGAAAAUUGUUCUUGACAUUUUACAACCUCAUGAAAAUCUCAAAGAGCUCACAAUCACAAAUUAUGGCGGCCAAAAACUUUCAUCUUGGAUAGGAGAUCCAUCAUUCUCCAACAUGGUGGAUUUGAAAUUGGAUGGAUGUGAAAACUGCACAACCUUGCCUUCGCUAGCACUGAUGGGCUCACUUCAAAACCUCACAAUCAGAUCGAUGGGGAAAAUAAAAAAGAUAGGUGGUGAGAUUUAUGGAGAGGGUUGCUCAAAGUCUUUUCAAUCGUUGUGGACUCUUUGUUUUGAGAAUUUGCAAGAGUGGGAGCAUUGGGACCCUGUAGAAGAAAAUGACCAUGUCCAAAGAUUUCCUUGUCUGCAGAAGCUUUCAAUUUAUCAAUGUCCUAAACUCUCUGGAAGAUUACCCGAUCAUCUCCCUUUUUUGGAUAAUCUUGUGAUUGAUGAGUGUGAGCAGUUAGUGGUUUCAUUUUCAAGCCUUCCAAUGCUCAGAUCUUUAGAAAUAAAUAGAUGCAAAGGCAUGGUUUGUUGUAGCCCUGUUGAUUCAGAGGCCCUAAACCCCAUGAGUACAGGUGGAGAAUCAAACUUUCCAGUGUUUAGAAGUUGGUCAAGGGAGGGAUUUCAGAAACUAGAACAUCUAUCUAUUGUUGGCUGUGAAGAGCUCAUACAUUUAUGGCCAAAUAAGAUUUGUACAGAGAAUGCACCACAAGAGUUGAGUUGCUUCACCUUCCUUCAAGAGCUGCAUUUAAAAGAGCUCCGGAAUCUUGUUUCGUUUCCAGAUGGGUUACUUUCAAUCUUGAGCAGAGUUACUAUCAGGCAAUGUGACGCCUUAACAUCCUUGCACGAGGGGUUGAAGCACAGCAAUGCACAUCUCAAGUACUUGGAGGUUUAUGACUGUCCUUCUCUAACAUUCAUUGUGAGAGGCCGUUUGCCUUCAUCUCUAAAAGAGCUUUCUAUUAUUAGAUGUGAAAAUUUGGUGUGCGUUUUGGAUGAUAGAGAAGAUACUUGUACUUCUUCUCCAUCUUCUUCUUAUUCACUGGUACACAGGGACGACGUGGACAACACCAGCACAUCUCUUCUCUGCAAAUUAAGAAUAGUGGAAUGCCAUUCUUUGACGCAUUUAUCCUCAACAGACCAGUUACCUUCAACACUUGUGGAGCUUUCUCUUGCAAACUGUUCAAGUCUCAGAACCUUGGGACAGUUAUCAAAGAGACUUGUGUCCCUUUUUAUUAACAACUGCCCAAAGUUAGAGUCUCUAGCAUCUGGGAGUUUUGACUGUAACAUGCCUACUGAGGUUCUUACAAUCAAGGAAUGUGAAAACCUUAAAUCCAUUCCGGAGGGCUUACACACUCUUUGCAAACUACGUUUUCUGAUUAUCAGUGAUUGCCCAAGUCUUGUUUCGUUUCCAGAAGAUGGGUUUCCUGACACUGAUUUACUAGUAGAGAUCUUUGGGUGUGAGAAACUACAAGCCCUACCUAGCCGCAUGCACACCCUCAAAUCUCUUCAAAAGCUAUUCUUAUUGCUUUGUCCUAAUAUCGAAUCCAUUACAGCAGAAGAUUUCCCCUCAAACCUAAAAUCACUUGCACUUCCUCUCAGUAUCUACAAGCCGCUGGCUAAGUGUGGUUGGCACAAACUUACCUCUCUUAGAAGGCUCAUAAUUUUGGGAUUAUCUUUUCCAGAGGAGGAGAUCAUAGAAAUAAAGUUUCCCACCUCUCUAAUUGAUCUGAGGAUUUUUAAUUUCUCGAAAUUGAAAUACCUAUCUUCCAAAACUUUCCAAGUUCUUACAUCUCUUGAAUAUUUGGGUUUCAAUGAUUGCCCAAAUCUCACAUCCUUGCCACAUCUUCCAUCCUCACUUUUGUGGCUAUAUAUUUAUAAUUGUCCUUUAAUAGAAAAACAGUGCAAAAGGAAUGAAGGACAAGAAUGGUCCAAGAUAGUUCACAUCCCUCGCGUUAGCGUAAAUCAUGAACUCAUCUAA
This is a messenger RNA of Pistacia vera, 3984 nucleotides long. RefSeq names its product putative disease resistance RPP13-like protein 1. Gene Ontology annotation, biological process: defense response to other organism. Gene Ontology annotation, molecular function: ADP binding. Bases 1 to 3984 code for a protein of 1327 amino acids. The transcript has a single exon. NCBI's taxonomy places the organism in Eukaryota, Viridiplantae, Streptophyta, Magnoliopsida, Sapindales, Anacardiaceae. The record is from RefSeq and is a predicted model, not a curated record.